This is a messenger RNA of Mytilus trossulus (common blue mussel), 1099 nucleotides long. RefSeq lists its product as uncharacterized. The record is from RefSeq and is a predicted model, not a curated record. The transcript has 2 exons. Lineage: Eukaryota; Metazoa; Mollusca; Bivalvia; Mytilida; Mytilidae. The coding region runs from base 49 to 1098 and encodes 349 amino acids.
CAUCAGAUCAGAGAAAAUAAUAUCAACACAAAUAAUAACGCAAUAAAUAUGGAGUUUCUAGUUAUUUAUUUUGCCUUUGACAAUGCAUUUGAAGCAGUCAAUAUGUCAAAGGUAGAAUGUGAUAAAACAGAGGCGGAAAUGGUGAAGGGAACUAAAUGCCAGGUACCUUUCGAGACCGAAAGCAUCAGUGAGGAUGGCAAAGACACUGUGGAGACAAAACUUUAUGAUGGCAUUAUUCUCUGUUCUGGACAAGUUAAAAAGAAAGCAGAAGAGUUGGCAAACCAAUGUCAAAAGAAAUUAACAGAUGGUCUACCAGUUCAGACAUUGUUUAAAGAUUUUCAAGCCAACACCAAAAGAAAUGCCUCAUCCAAAUUAACAGAGGCCAUAAAGGAGCUACAAGAUGAAGAACCAUGUCCAUCUGAGAAGAAGAAAGUGAAAAAGGACAAAGUCUCAACCAAGUCAACUAUUAAGUCUAAGAAAGUACAUGUAGCAACAUCAAAUGGUUCAGCAAAACCCGCCAAAAAAUCAACAGAUACAUGUAAGGCUACAGCUGUUAAGAGUGCUCUUCAUCCUGAUAAGAUGGCUGAAAUUUCAGCAAUGUUGAACAUAGAACAGUCUCAAGGAAAAGAAGAUCUAAAUUUGGUUAAAGUUAUGAGCAGUACUACUUGUACUUCAACACCUAAAAGACAGGACAUAUGCAGCCCAAAAAAGACAGUCACUUCUAUGUAUGAAGAUAUAUCACCUGUUAAACAGACAGUUACAAUUGAUCCCAUAUCAAUUGCAAGUUUAAGGCGCUCACCAAGAAAACACUGUAGUUCAGUUCUGUUUACCCACAAAUUGGAUGAUGCAGUACAAAUACAUGUACCAAAAGAAAACAUAUCAACAAUAGGCCAGUCAACUGACAAAUGGGAUGGUGUUUUUGUCGACUCAGUUAAUAGCAUCUAUGACAUGGACAAGAAAGAAGUGCAUGAAUUGCAUUCGAACUUUGGGAAAGAAACUGAUGAGUUUGAAAAACUUAACAAUGAUCAUGACAUGCCAACAGACAGUAGUCAAGAGCAGACUAAAAAGGAACUUAUAUGUAAUCGUAAGUUUUUAUAAA